Molecule: messenger RNA, 1849 nt
Organism: Acanthocheilonema viteae
Lineage: Eukaryota; Metazoa; Nematoda; Chromadorea; Rhabditida; Onchocercidae
Source: the annotation of a GenBank genome assembly
AUGUUGCGGGAUGUUCUAGCACCGCCGACCUCUCGCAAUUCGGCUACUAACCGCCAUGCAACGUCACACAGUGCAUCAGAAGAGAUGGGUAGUGCGGUGGUGGGUUGUGGUUGUUGGACAGUUAUUCCAACUUCAAUGUUAGCUAUGUUAUUUGUACGGAAUUUAGAUUUCGAGAAGGACAAUGACUAUAGUACAUCAACAACUGUAACGAGUAAAAUUUUGUGUCGAUAUUUUGCAAAUAAUAUCUGUCGUGAAGGUUCUUCAUGUCCAUUUUCCCACGAUCGUAACACUAAACCGGAUCGGACAUGCCGCUACUAUCUUAUUGGAAAAUGUGCUUUUGGUACUUCUUGCAGAUAUGACCAUAAACGACCGCCGUUAGAUGGGAUUAAGACAGUGAAAAGCUCUCCUCGUGUAACAGAAAAUUCUAACUCAACCAAAGUGGUAGAAAAUGAUUGCGGCAGUGAUAAGAUAGCAGCAACAACAGCAGCAACAACAGCAACAGCAGCAACAACAACAACAACAGCAGCAGUAAAUCAAAGCAAUCACGUGUUUUCCGUGGACGCGGCAGAAUUUGUUCCUUCUUGGAAAAUUUUGCCAUUAAACGAAGUUAAUGCUGUUGCUUCGAGGUCGUUUGGUUCGCUACCAUUAUGUCCUUAUUUCGAAACGGGAGACUGUGACAAAGGUGAUAAGUGCCAGUUCGUGCAUGGUGAUGUAUGCGAUCUUUGUAAUGUUCCAUGCUUACAUCCAGUGGAUACAGAACAGCGCGCACAGCAUCGACGGGAAUGCAUGGACGCUCAUGAAGCUGCCAUGGAAGAGGCGUUUGCUGAAGCACGUUCAGCUGGUAAAGUAUGUGACUGUAUCCGACAGUGGCGCCGAAAUCAGAAUGAUCAUUUCGAGAAGAAAACGGUUCGCAGUUGUCCUGAAUGUCGCACUCAUUCAGAUUUCGUCAUUCCCGCCACUUACUGGGUCGAGGAUCAAGCAGAUAAGGAUGAUUUGAUUGCUAGAUUUCGUGAAAAUGCAAAACAGAAGCAAUGCAAAUAUGUGAAAGAAGGAUAUAUCGAUGACUGUCCAUUUGGUAAUAAGUGUUUCUACAAACAUGAACUGCCAGAUGGCACCAUCGUGGAAGGCGAUAGCCCACGAACUCUUCAAAGACGAAGACGUCCGUUAUAUUCCGAAAUAUGGUCAUUUUCUGAUUCAGACUCGGAAGAUGAUUUUUCGAGAAUUGCGCAGGGCAUUAUCAGCCGAGCAUUCAGUCUCUUUAUAUAUAUAGAAGAACUGGAGUGGUUCAUGUAUGUUCCGUUAUUGAACAGCAAGGAAAAGGCUCGAGAAUUGAUUGAUGUCGUUCGAGAACAAACUGAUGCCCCUAUAGGAACAUGUAUAAAUACUGUAUCGAUUAUCUUGAGUAGUUUACUGCGAGAUUUGCCAGACUUAUACAGUCUUCAUGUUAUAAAAAAUGAUUUGGAAAAAGACGAUAUAAUCGAUGUGGAUAAUUGCUAUGAUGCGAAAGUAUUGAAGCAGCUCAUCGCCAGCAUAACAAAUUAUAUUGAAAAUAAAUGUCAGUUAGAUUGGUCUAUUCGGGAUGAUGAAACUCUGAUGGUUAAGUCUCUGCAGCAGUUUUCAGGAUUUCUGGAACUGAAAAACUCAAUACGCAUUGAAUUGCUUUCGACAUUUCACUCACUUUGUUUGUUAGACCGGUCAGUCAUAAUAAUACUGCUUUGUGGACAAUUGCCAGUACUGCUGGUGUUACAAAAUAAUUUCUGCUUGCCACUUACCGAACUUGAUAUAUCAACUUUGCAGUUGCUUUCUGUAUUGUUUUCAACUGGCGAAAAAUUCCCGACUUCACAUUAUG